Molecule: messenger RNA, 1745 nt
Organism: Pseudoliparis swirei
Lineage: Eukaryota; Metazoa; Chordata; Actinopteri; Perciformes; Liparidae
Product: receptor activity-modifying protein 3-like
Exons: 5
Coding region: 44-673 (209 amino acids)
Biological process (GO): G protein-coupled receptor signaling pathway; calcium ion transport; cellular response to hormone stimulus
Cellular component (GO): signaling receptor complex; cell surface; membrane
Molecular function (GO): coreceptor activity
Source: RefSeq, a predicted model, not a curated record
GGCCGGCCUGGAAGGCGACCGACCAUCCCCUCGCCGCUCCACCAUGAUGCUGUACCUGCUCUUCCUCGUCCUCUUCCUCGGUACCGCGAGCUGCCUGACGGCCAACGGGCCGACAGAGGAGCCGAGCCCGGCGGGCGGGACCCCGACCCCCACGAGGGCCGGCGCCGAGAUGAAGAUUUCUUCGGCUGCAGGUCCGACCCACGCCGUCAACCUGACGCGCCACCUGGUGGACGAACUGGGCAACAACCAGACGUUCGUCGCAGAAGACGACGAAGCGUUUCAGGACCAGGACGACGAGUUCCUGGACCGACGUUGCCAGGAGGGGGCGCUAGAGGAGUUCAGUCACAGCUACUGUGGGGAACGCUUCCACACAGAGAUGGAGUCCGUCCGCCCGGAGGACUGGUGCACGCUCACAGAGGUCAUCAGACCUUACAAUGAGAUGAUGCUCUGCUUGGAGAAGCUCUCUUCUCUGGUUGGCUGUUACUACCCAAACCCCGUCGUCCAGGACUUCUUCCUCUCCGUCCACUCAGGCUACUUCCACAACUGCUCCCAGGAGGAGCUCCUGGUGGCGGACGCCCCCCACCAGCUGGUGGUCGCCCUCACGCUGGUCCCCGUGAGCAUCAUCCCCGCCCUGGUCUACCUGGUGGUUUGCAAAAGUAGCGUCAAGGAGUGAGUCGUGUUGCACUCCAGAAGUUAUGGAGCAGAACUUAAAUCUAAAAGUUGGUGAUAUAAAUCUCUUUUUUUUUUACAUUGAAUUUACAUGACAUGGUCUAUACUUCACGUAGGGACACACGACGCAUGAAUAUGUUCACAUAGUUAAAGUGCCACCUAGUGGCUGAACUGGACUUUGUCGAAUCCGCCCCAAACUUGUCGCGCUCGUUACAAGUCGCGGCCCGAGUCGAGUUCGACCGGCGCGUCCUCGGCCGAGCAGGCCGGCGUCCCGCCAGCUCCCCCGACCGGCGCGGGUGAGCGAGGACCCGUUCGACGCUGCUUGCAGCUUUAAUUUUAUAUGCGUUUUGCUUUUAAAGGAGCAGUGUGUCGGAGUUAGUCGAUCCAGUGGUGAAGUAACCAGCUGUUAAAGCUCUACACUGGCCCUUUAAAUAUGAAUUCAAAAUCAGUUAGCCUAGCUUAGCAUCAUAUUAACAUUAUAUGUUGUUUGUCUGUGAAUAAAAGCUUUAAUAUUUGAGUGUCUUCUACACUGGAAUACAGCACUCGAUGAAAAACAUGUAUUAUAUAUAAAUACUAUAUAUACCUUUAGUAGUAUGAUAUCGAGGAUUUCUAUUUUCAGUAAAUAAAGCCUGAAAUCUGUUCUACUUGUUCUUGUUUUAGGAGGUUGACAUUGUCAAACCUUUCUGAUGACUAAAUAAUACAAAUAUAUAUUUUCUGGGUACAUUUGAAAAAAUUCUGCUCAAUAUUAUACAUUUUUUUAAUUUUUACUUUUGACUUACUUUUAUGAUAAUGAAUUAAUGUAUGUGUUGACAUAACUCAGACUUCUCUUCAUACAAGGUGUUUUGUUUCUUAUUUAAAGAAGCAGUUUAUUCAUGGAGCGGUGAGGAGACAACGACCUCAUCACCUCUCUGUCUUAUUGUCCUCAUUUUCUUUCUUUUUGUAAAUGUUUAAAGUUUCUCUGAGUUAAUUAUCGGUUAAUGUAUCUCUGAGUGACAUAUAAAUAACAUCUAAUCACAUAUAUAAUUCAGAAAUGUGUGUGUCUGACGUCUUUAUCUUUAAAUAAAACAAAAUCCAGA